Ceutorhynchus assimilis (cabbage seed weevil) is the source of this 1633-nucleotide messenger RNA. NCBI's taxonomy places the organism in Eukaryota, Metazoa, Arthropoda, Insecta, Coleoptera, Curculionidae. The record is from the annotation of a GenBank genome assembly.
CCAUGAGGCAGCUCACCUUGUAUAUCUUAAUAGGAAAGUGAUUAAUUUUACCUUUACCUUUGGACAUCGGAUUGUCAAUAAUAAUUUUAUUAAUAAUCACUUAUCGAAAACAUGAAGUUAUUGAAAAUACAAAAGCGAUUUUUAAACAGCAGUUGCAAUGUUAAAAACGUAAUUAGUGAAGCAAGUGAGUUUUGCGAACCUUACGAAAAUAUUCCUGGCCCGAAACCUUUGCCUUUGCUAGGGAAUAGUUGGAGAUUUUUACCUUUAAUUGGUAAUUUCCAAAUUCAACACAUCGACAAAGUCUCGAUAAAUCUAUACAAAAAAUAUGGAAAAAUCGUGAAAAUGCAAGGCCUUCUAGGCAGACCUGACAUGAUUUUCCUAUUUGAUCCUGAUGAAAUUGAAAAGGUUUUCCGGAAAGAAGACUCAAUGCCUCUGAGACCUUCAAUGCCCAGCCUUAACUAUUACAAACAUGUAUUGAGAAAAGAAUUUUUUGGCGAACAAGGAGGCAUUAUUGCAGUUCACGGUAUUAAUUGGCAAAAAUUCCGAUCAAAAGUGAACCAAAUAAUGCUCCAACCAAAAUCAGCCAGACUUUAUUCAAAAGUAAUUUCGCAAACUGCUGAAGAAUUUGUACAAAGAAUCAAGCAGCUUAGGAAUCAAGAUUUAGAAAUGCCUGAUGGGUUUUUGAAUGAAAUUCAUCGCUGGUCUUUGGAGUCUCUUGCUAGAAUUGCUUUGGACAUUAGAAUGGGGUGUUUGGAUGCAAAUCCUCCUCAAGACACACAAAAGUUGAUUGACUCUAUUAAUACUUUUUUUAUUAAUGUGCCUAUUUUGGAGCUUAAAAUACCUUUUUGGAGAUUGUUUAAUACACCAACUUUUGUUGAGUAUAUUAAUGCUUUGGAUUGUAUUAAAGAAAUUUGUCUUAAAUAUAUUAAACAAUCUAUGGACAAUUUGGAUUGGCAAGUUGAAGAAAAUCAACUGUCGGUUAUGCAAAAAGUGUUGAAAAGGCACAAAAAUGUUAAGUUGGCCAGUAUUUUGGCUUUGGAUUUGUUUCUGGUUGGUGUCGAUACGACCUCAAACGCAAUCGCUUCAAUUCUCUACCAACUCGCAAUAAAUCCCGAAAAACAACAAAUCCUGCACCAAGAAAUAGACAAACUAUUACCAAACCCUAACAGCGAAUUAACCUUGGAAAACCUAGACCAAAUGAGCUAUUUAAAGGCUUGCAUCAAAGAAACAAUGAGGCUCUAUCCUGUUGUAAUUGGUAAUGGAAGAGAAACUUCAAUUGAUUCCAUUAUUGGUGGCUACCAUGUACCAAAAGGAGUUCAAAUAAUCUUCCAACACUACGUAAUAAGCAACCAAGAUGUUUACUUCAAAAAAAGCAACCAAUUUAUACCAGAAAGAUGGUUAUUAAACCAGAAAAACCAUCAUCCGUUUGCCUCAUUACCAUUUGGCUUCGGUAAAAGAAUGUGCCUGGGCAAAAGGUUUGCGGAAUUGGAAAUUCAAACCUUAUUAGCCAAAAUUAUAAGGAACUACAAAAUCGAAUAUCAUAGGGACAAGUUAGAUUAUUUUAUACAUCCUAUGUAUACGCCUAAUGGACCUUUGAAUUUGAAAUUUGUUAAUAAAAUGUGAUGAAUGAUAA